Lycium ferocissimum is the source of this 894-nucleotide messenger RNA. RefSeq lists its product as uncharacterized. The coding region runs from base 1 to 894 and encodes 297 amino acids. Lineage: Eukaryota; Viridiplantae; Streptophyta; Magnoliopsida; Solanales; Solanaceae. The record is from RefSeq and is a predicted model, not a curated record. The transcript has a single exon.
AUGGGAACUGAAGGAUGGAGUGAUAAAAGCACGGGAGAACUAGCAAGUCUGCCUCAACUCAAAGUUGCAGAUGCUUCUCCCUAUUCCUUGCAUCCAUCCGAUCACCCAGGUUUGAUUUUUGUUACCGAUCCUCUUAGUGAAAAUGGAGAAAACUAUUUCACUUGGAGAAGAAAUUUUCUUAAUGCAUUGCACUCGAAAAACAAGGCUAGAUUUGUUAAUGGAACCGUCGAGAGACCAAAAGAAAACUCUCAGGAUUUACAGCCAUGGAUACAGUGCAAUGCCAUUAUGCUUUCAUGGCUUACGAAUGCAAUUGCCAAAGAACUUCAGGGUAGUGCCGCACAUGUUGAAACUGCUAGAGAAAUUUGGGUAGAUCUGGAAGAGCGAUUUACCCAAGGAAUUGCACCAAGAGUUUAUGAACUGAAGCGUGCCAUUGCUCUCUUGCAACAAGAGAUAGCGUCUAUUUCAUCCUAUUACGGUAAACUUAAGUUCGUGUGGGGUGAGAUGCAAAGUCUCGUUCCAACUCCGUCUUGCACAUGUGGUUGCGUUUGCGGUGCAGCAAAGGAGAUGCAAUCCAUAAGGGAGGAGGAAAAGGUUUUUGAUUUUCUAAUGGUACUUGAUGAUGCAUAUUCAACUGUGCGUUCUCAAAUAUUAAGUGUCGACGCGUUGCCAAACUUAGGAAGAGCCUAUGCUAUCGCGGAUCAAAAAGAGAAGCAGAGAUCUGUUGCUGCAAAUCGCAUACCCACUAUUGAAGCAACUGCCUUACUGACUAAAGGAGGUGAAUCACGACAAAGGAAAAUUGAAGAUGGGACUCAGUAUCAAUUUCCACCUUGCAUACACUGUGGGAAAACAAAUCACAACAAAGAUUUUUGCUACACAGUGAUCGGUUAUCCUUGA